Molecule: messenger RNA, 2142 nt
Organism: Ceratosolen solmsi marchali
Lineage: Eukaryota; Metazoa; Arthropoda; Insecta; Hymenoptera; Agaonidae
Product: solute carrier family 12 member 8
Exons: 11
Coding region: 82-2088 (668 amino acids)
Biological process (GO): cell volume homeostasis; potassium ion import across plasma membrane; potassium ion homeostasis
Cellular component (GO): membrane
Molecular function (GO): potassium:chloride symporter activity
Source: RefSeq, a predicted model, not a curated record
CAUAAAAUAUAUGAUAAGGAAAUGUUUUAUUAUAAACAGAGUGAUUUUCUUGUACAGUUAUAGAAGAUAAAUGUUUAAAUAAUGAGUUCUAACGAAAGAAAUCUUACUGAUACUGAAAAUAUUAAAAGUGAUCAAGAAGUAGAUUGGUCUAGAUAUGGACUCGGAAAUGCAGAAAAUCGUAGAUCAUCACGAACAGAAAAUAGUAGACAUGAAGAAUUGGGGCCUGAAAUGUAUCAAACUGGAACAAAUGAACUAUUUGCACAAGAAUUUAAUGCAGAUCCAUGGUGGAAAUCAAACUUUUUUAUAUCUCAACCAGUUUUGUUUGGUACUUGGGAUGGUGUAUUUACCUCAUGUCUUAUAAAUAUUUUUGGUGUAAUAGUUUUUUUGAGAUCUGGCUGGAUAGUUGGACAAGCUGGUGCAUUAAAUGCUGUAUUAAUAAUAUUUUGUACAAUUUGUGUUGCGUUAGUAUCUGUGCUUUCAGCUGUUGGAAUUUGCGAAAGAUGUAGAGUGGAAAGCGGAGGAGUAUACUUUUUAUUAUCACAUGUAUUAGGCUCAAGAUUUGGAGGAUCUAUUGGUUUAUUGUACUGUUUUGGACAAGCAGUAGGGUGUGCUUUAAAUGUUUUAGGUUUUGGUGAGUCUAUGGCCGGACUUGUAGGUCUUGAGUCAACUUGGGCACAAAGAGGUUUUGCUUGUGCCGCAGUAAUACUUCUUUCUGUAAUAAAUGUAGCUGGUGUGAAAUGGGUUAUAAAACUUCAAUUUAUAUUACUAUUAAUUUUAUUAUUUGCUGGAUUUGAUUUUAUAAUUGGAAGUUUUACACAUACAGAUCCAAAGGCUGGUUUUGUCGGAUGGUCAAUGGAAAUUUUAAAAAAUAAUACUUUUCCAUCAUAUCAAAAUGGAUAUAGUUGGUUUACUGUAUUUGGAGUUUUUUUUCCGACUGUAACUGGCGUACUUGCAGGUAUAAAUAUGAGUGGAGAUUUAAGACAUCCAUCUACAGAUAUUCCCAAUGGUACCUUAGCUGCAUUAGGUCUUAGUACCGUUUUGUACUUGUGUUUAUCUUUGUUCCUUGCAUCAACAUGUACAAAGGCAGCUUUGCAAACAAAUUUUAUGAUUGCCUCAACAGUUUCUGCUUUUUCUGUUCUCUUACUUGCAGGUCUGUAUGUUUCAUCCUUCAGCAGCUGCUUAGGUGCCAUGUAUGGAACACCUCGAGUUUUACAAUCUAUUGCAAGUCAAAAUGUUAUUCCUGGAAUAAGCUGCUUACAAAGAGGAAGAGGUCCUAAUAAGGUACCAGUUUAUGCUAUGUUGGUUGUUGCUGUGGUUACAUUGACAUUUAUUAUGACAGGGCAAAUAAAUACUCUUGCACCAAUAGUGACAAUGCCAUUCUUACUAACAUAUGCUUGCAUGGACUAUGCAUAUUUUGCUCUCGCACAAACAUUUGACUUAAGACAUUCUCGAGAACAAAGAUUUUCUGCACAAUCUCCAUCUGCUGAUAGAAAUUAUGGUACUUCAGAUAGAAAUGUAUUAGUUGAGAAUGAAAAUGAUCUAGAUUAUUUAUUUCCAGAAAGAACUAGACACAAAAAUCUAAUACAAAAUUCAGGCAUUGAAAGCAAUGGUUUUAUAGAUUCAUCACCAAGCAUUGAAGAUAAUAAUAGUAUAACAAGACAAAUACAAAAGAAAGUUCAUAUUCAUGGUAAAUUGGGAAAUUGGUACAGUCCUUUUUGUAACAGAUGGUUUUCUCUAUUAGGUUCUUUAAUCAAAUUGUUAAUAAUGUUUUUGGUUCAUUGGGGUUAUGCAUUAGCAAAUAUAAUCGUUUGCUUUCUUGUUUGGAGUUAUAUUGGUCAUGCUAAUCCAGCUGUUAAGCCAGGAGUAUCAGCAGAAUUUAAAUUUUUUGAAUGGCUUAAGAACUCUAUCCUUAAGUUAAUGGGACGAAAGGUGUAUGAUUAUGAACAAAUUGUAGUAACACCAGUUCAUCCUGGAGUAGAAACUUGUUCUGCACAAUUGAAUGAAGAGAAUGAAGACUUUGCAGGAAGACGGAGGUAUCAUCAGAUUGCAAACGUAACAGCAUAUAAUAUAAAAUUAAUUUUUAAAUAAAUAAAAUGUCAUCACAACAAAUUAACAACUUGAAUCUCUUAAAAGUAAGAAAAA